CGGAACGAUACGGGAAAAUCCGAAGCGCUAAACGCCCUUCAGCGCAACAAAGAGGACACCCUAUAAAUGAUUAUCAUGAUUAUUUAUGUGUCUGAGACUGGAUGUCAUUAAAACUUGCUUCUUGAAGAAUUCUGCGCGGAAUACAGCGAGCGAACAGUGCUACCCACUUGGCGGUACUUUUAAGGCGCAUGUUUCAGAACCUUACCAUGGGAGGGACGUGAAUGGCAACAGGGGGACUACAGAGGCAAUGCGCGGCACAGUUACAUCGUACGAAUCACGGGAUAUUGUCUGUGUUGUUGUUGCAAUUUGGAAGGUCACGCACCAAACUUCCGUGCUCGCAAUUUGGAACGGACCAGGUCCUAACGUGAAGACGGGCCCGCGUGAUGCAGAGCUAUUAGCAGAAGAUCCCGACCUCGUUCACUACUUGAGCAGCGAAUUACUUCAUGUAACAGUUUGCGGCAAACACAACACGAGGGACCUGGAACAUUUAAUUGGUAAAUAUGCUCUGCUUGAAGGCGUCAGUCUGUCCAGUUCAGCAACGAGCGAUUCCUGUUAUAUGGCACUCAACCUCUCGAAGCAAAAGUGCAAGAUUACAGUCUUACAAGAACCGCCGGCAUCUCUGGUAAGAUUGCUGAAUGCCAGAAAGAACAAGAAUAAAGAGGUGCAGCACGGAGAAAGUGUUAGUGUACAAACAGAAUGUGUGCAGGAAUCCGUGCCUCAAGCGACUGCUUCUGAAAGGACAGUAGUCCUGGUGGCAAUAGACAAAAAUUGUGACAAGGUUACAGACGACGCUACAAUGGUACAGGAGUCCAUUUCUGAUGCUGAUAUGGGGAUUGCCGAGAUGAAAGCACCGGAUAAAGUAUCUUUAGUUGAGCAAGUGAUCACCAUUAGUAGUAGCUCAGUACAUGCAAGUGGCAUUCCGGAUGUGCAUACCUCAUCCAGUCCCCUCAUUCUUCAAGUAACAGAAUGGGGAUGUCCUACUUUAUACGAGUCCCUACCUCCAGUUAUAGUCACACACAACGUACAACAUUUGAAACCAAUUCCGAUUGCUCAAAUCAAGUCACGUGAGCCACCUUUCGAGUGUAGACUCAUCGCCAGCAUCAGCGACAUCUUUCCAAAUUCCUGGAGACCAGUAAGCUUUAUUUGGGCCACCUGUAAGAAAUGUAAGAAGAGCAUUUCAUUGUCGAGCCUAGUUGGAAACGGGGACCCGGUACAUCUGCGCUUGCCCUGUCCGUGGUGUAAAUACUUGAAGCUCUCCUUGCGAUUUCUUCUUGUCUUGCGGCUGACGGAUCCCACUGGGAAGAUGUUUGUGUUCGCAAAAUGCCAAGAGGCAGUGCACUUGUUUGCCGGCUUGACGCCCCAAGACGUCUGCAACGCUCCAAGCUCGGGGGCGAGACUCUUAUCCCAAAUGCUUUCAAACUUGUCUCAACAAAGGGCAUUUCUGGACGUGAUGCUUUCUGCGUAUGAGGAACGUGACGACGUAGUCUAUUACAGAAUUGUGCGUACAUUGAGGUGUAAACCUCUUCUCUGUUCCUGAGGAAGGGCUAAAGCGUAUCUUCUUUAUUGCUGGACACAGAGCAGCACCGAAUCAUGAUACGUGAAUUGUUGUUUCACUUUUAGGUUAUUUACGCGGCUAUUUAGGUUGUACCUAUUUAUAGAGUAAUAUGUGAGCGAGCGUGAUGGAUAGGACAACCUUUCUCCUUUCAACCUCUCGUUUGAUGGCGCUACGUUUUAAUGUUGCCCACCGACAACCGUUAACUGAUGAUGUAAAUGGGAAAACUUAUUUGCUACACAAAUAAAGGCUUUUCCUGCACAAGA
Messenger RNA from Ornithodoros turicata, 1818 nucleotides. RefSeq lists its product as uncharacterized. NCBI's taxonomy places the organism in Eukaryota, Metazoa, Arthropoda, Arachnida, Ixodida, Argasidae. The coding region runs from base 86 to 1537 and encodes 483 amino acids. The transcript has 3 exons. The record is from RefSeq and is a predicted model, not a curated record.